UCAUCUGAAAUGAAAGUCUGGGACCUCUGGCUCUUCUUCGUCUUUCUCAAACUGAGUUCCUCUCAGGGCGAGGACACAGUGGCAGAGGACAUCGGCGUCCAUCAGCUGCAGAGGUUAGUGGAGAUGUUGACGUCUAGAGAGUGUGAGGAUCUUCUGAGGACCCUGUCUCACCCCGAGGAGAACAUCUUCCAGCACCUCGAACGCCUCGCACCGGAAAAUAAUCAACUAGAUCUGAAACCUCGAGCCAAGAGAGACGCCUCUUCAUCUCAGGAUCUGGAGGCAGAGUGCCGGGCGGCGCUGACUGACUGGCUGCUGAAGAACGGAGAGCAGACGUACCAAGACAGGCUGACUCGAGCCCUGCAGCACAUUGGGAGGACAGACAUCGCCAUCGAAGUUGGGAAGAACAUCAACCAGGACAAAUCCUUGAGCCUGAAGCGCUACGUCGAAGACUAUCACAAAUAUGUCCAAUCUCUAAACCCCCCAGAGAAGCAAUCUGACACAAAGGGCCAGAAGAAGAAGGGCCGGAGGGUCAGAAAAAGAAAAGUGAGGGAUCUGACAUGGAGUGACCUGGAUCUGAUUGUGCAACGGGCCCCGGUCCCUCUGUACCAGAAGGGGCCUCUGGACUCGGCUCUGCCCCUCUUAUAUGGCCUCCUGCUGGGCUUCGGAGGCACCUUCCUCCUGGGUGUCACCAUACUCCUCGUCAUCCUACACAUCUCACGUAAAACCACCAGGACCACCAGCAGCAAGAUCAGAGUUGGACAUUUAACGCCGAAAGAUGCAGCCACGAGGAGGUCAGACGCUUCAAAAUAG
Molecule: messenger RNA, 810 nt
Organism: Trematomus bernacchii (emerald rockcod)
Lineage: Eukaryota; Metazoa; Chordata; Actinopteri; Perciformes; Nototheniidae
Product: transmembrane and death domain protein 1-like
Exons: 5
Biological process (GO): signal transduction
Molecular function (GO): protein binding
Source: RefSeq, a predicted model, not a curated record